AUGGUCAACAUCACCAAGGCAUCUGCUAUUGCGUUCCUCAAGUCAAUUGUGUGCCGGUUCAGGGUCCCGAACCGAAUCAUCACCGACAAUGGGACCCAGUUCAAGAGCCAGCACUUUCAAGAGUACUACGAGGACAUCGGCAUCCAGCUCUGCUUCACUUCUAUGGCACACCCCAAAACCAAUGGCCAAGUAGAGUGGGCUAAUGCUGAGAUACUCAGGGGGCUCAAGAUCCGUACCUACAAGGAUCUUGAAAAGCAUGGUGCGAAAUGGGUUGACCAGCUUCCGAGCGUACUAUGGGAGAACCGGACCACACCCCGCCGAGCGACCGGGGAGACCCCUUUUCUUCCUGGUCUACGGGGCCGAAACAUGCCUUCCCUCGGAGAUCGCUGUGGGCUCGCUAUGAGUCCAAGCUUUCGAUGA
This is a messenger RNA of Panicum hallii, 420 nucleotides long. RefSeq lists its product as uncharacterized. Bases 1 to 420 code for a protein of 139 amino acids. The transcript has a single exon. Lineage: Eukaryota; Viridiplantae; Streptophyta; Magnoliopsida; Poales; Poaceae. Gene Ontology annotation, molecular function: nucleic acid binding. The record is from RefSeq and is a predicted model, not a curated record. Gene Ontology annotation, biological process: DNA integration.